AUGGUGAAGAUAGAGAUUCCCGAGCAGCUUGCUGCUCAUCUGAGCAAACUCCCAGCUUUGACGUUCACCAACAUCUUCCUCAGCUUCUGGGGUCUUAUCUUCUCCUAUGUCGCCUGCAGGUCAUUCUACUACCUCUAUCUCAGCCCCCUCCGCCACUACCCGGGCCCCAAGCUCUGGGCCAUCUCCCGCCUGCCAUGGAACUACGUCAACAUGAAGGGUCGCAUCACCUGGAAGAUCCGCGAGUUGCAUGAGCAGUACGGCCCCGUGGUGCGCAUCGCGCCCGACGAGCUGUCGUACACCUCCGGCGCGGCGUGGAAGAAGAUCUACGGCCAGCGCAGCCCCGAGUUCCCCAAGGCGCUCGACGGCCGCGGCAUCGCCCCCGCGAAGCUCAACGGCCACAAGACGCUCAUGACGGAGGCGCAGGAGCGGCACGCGAGGCUGCGCAGGGCGAUCAACCCGGCCUUCUCGGAGAAGGCGCUGCGUGAGCAGGAGUACUACUUCCAGAACCACUCGGAUAACAUGGUGAGGCAGCUCAUGAAGAGAUGUAAUGAGGGGCCGGUGGAUAUGUCAACGUGGUUCAACUUGCUUGCGUUCGACAUUGUGUCUGACCUCGCCUUCGGCAUUCCCGCAGGCGCUCUCGACAACGCAGACCAGCCCUGGAUCCGCGCCAUCAUGGGCCGUGCUACCGCGUACGUCUGGAUCCAGCUCGCCGUGCAGUACGGCUUCUUCGAAUUCCUCACCUGGGUGACCCCGCGCCGCGUCACGGAAGCGCGCAAGAAGCACCUCGCCAUGACGGAGGCCAAGGUGCGCCAGCGCAUCGCGGCCAAGAACCCCGGCAAGGACUUCAUGUCGUACAUCCUCCACAACGACGAGGACGGCGUCAAGCUGUCCAACUUUGAGCUCGUCAUGCUCGCGGGCACCUUCAUCGUCGCCGGCAGCGGCACCACCGCCGGCGGCAUGUCUGGGCUGACGUACUUUCUGCUGCACAACCCGGACAAGCUCGCGAAGCUCAAGGCUGAGAUUAGAGGCGCGUUCAAGACAAGGGAGGAGAUCACGAUGGUCUCGGCGCAAAAUUGCAAGUACCUCCGUGCGUGCAUCAACGAGGCAAUGAGGUUGUAUCCUCCCACGCCUGGCUCGCUGCCACGCUGGGUGCCGGGGAAGGGGGAGGUGAUUGAGGGUAAAUGGGUUCCCGGCGGGUAUGCGGUUGCGGUGAACCAGUUCGCUGCCGGACAUUCGAAGCACAACUUCCACCGUCCCGGGGACUUUGUGCCCGAACGAUGGCUUGAGCUGCCGCCUGGUUCCGAGUUUGCCAACGACGACAGGGCAGCUGUUCAGCCGUUUUCUUACGGACAGCGUAUUUGCAUUGGAAAGCCGAUGGCGUAUGCCGAGAUGAGCCUCGCGUACGCAAAGAUGAUGUGGUACUUUGAUCUCGAGCCCAAGGAUUUGUCGGAGGACUGGUGGACGCCGCAGGGAACGUACAUUAUGUGGGAGAAGCUGCCGUUCCCCCUCCUCGACGCCGCCUUCACCCUCACCACCCGCUUCGCCAACCUCUCCCCCUACCUCCUCCUCCCCAUCAUCCUCACCACUGCCGUCAUCCUGAACUCCGCCCUCCGCUCCCUCCCCCUCACCCAGAAAGCCCGCCGCCUGUCCUGCAAACCACCCCCCCUCGAACCGACCACCCUCCCGCUCGGCAUCGACACCGUCCUCGCCUCCCUCCGCGCAGACCGCGAGCAACGCACGCCCGACCACGUCGCCGCCCGCUUCGCCGCCCUCGGCGUCCACACGUUCCGCAUCGCCCUCCUCGGCACCACCAACCUCGUCACCGCCGACCCGCGCAACGUCCAGGCCCUGCUCGCCACCCAGUUCGCCGACUUCGGCAUGGGCGCCGCCCGCAGCACCAACCUCAAGGCCGUCCUCGGGCGCAGCAUCUUCGCCGCCGACGGGCCCGCCUGGCGCUCCGCCCGCGAGAUGAUGCGCCCCCUCUUCAGCCGCGACAACGUCUCCCGCCUGGACCUGCUCGAGGCGCAUGUCCAGACGCUCUUCCGCUGCAUCGAGCGCGGCGGCCUCUCCGAAAGAUGGACGUCCCCCGUCAGCCUCGCCUCCCUCCUCCCCUCCCUCACCCUCGACUCCGCCACGGAGCUCUUCCUCGGCCAGAGCACCUGCACCCUCGCCGCCCGCCUGCGCGACGACCACGCCCACCCGGGGAUGGCCUUCCACCACGCCUUCGAGCGCAUGCUGGCCCUCCUCGGCGUGCGCAUGCGCCUGCGCAGCUUCUACUGGGCCUACGGCACCGCCGAGCUGCAGGCCUGCGUGAAGACGCUGCACGCCUUCGUCGACGACGCCAUCGCCGCCUCCGACGACGCCCAGAAGCGCGGCGACUCCCUCGCGCGCUACGACUUCCUCACCGUCCUCCGCGAGCGCUGCGACGGCGACGACACAGAGGUCCGCGAGCAGGUCCUCGGCCUCCUCGCCGCGGGCCGCGACACGACGGCGAGUCUGAUGAGCUGGGUGUGGUACUGCCUGCUGCGCUCCCCGCGCGUCUUCGCCAAGCUCCGCGCCGAGGUGUUGUCUACCUUUGGCACCUACGCCGACGACCCAGCGGAGAGAGUGACCUUUGCCACCCUAAAACAGUGCACCUAUUUGCAGCAUGUCCUCUCGGAGACGCUGCGCCUGCACUCCGUCGUGCCAUUCAACUCGCGCCGCGCCCUCGUCGACACGACGCUCCCCUGCGGCGGCGGGGCAGACGGCACAUCCCCCGUGUUUGUACCCGCGGGGACGGAGGUCAACUUCAGCACGCACGUGUUGCACCGCCGGAAGGACCUGUGGGGCCCCGACGCGGACGAGUUCGUGCCGGAGCGGUGGGAGGCGAAGAGGGGCGCCGCGGGGGCUGCGUGGCAUUUUGCGCCGUUUAACGGCGGCCCGCGGAUCUGCAUCGGGCAGCAGCUCGCGCUGACGGAGGCGGGGUAUGUGGUUGUGAGGAUGCUGCAGCGGUACGAGGGCGUGGAAGGGCUGGACGUGGAUCCGGCGCGGGAUUGGCAUAACUUCACGGUGGUGUGUAGUCCGGGGAGUGUGGUUGAUAGGAAUGAGGCGGUGUUGUGUCGGUUGAGGGUUGCGGAGGAGUGA
Colletotrichum gloeosporioides is the source of this 3123-nucleotide messenger RNA. Its product is annotated as putative sterigmatocystin biosynthesis P450 monooxygenase. The transcript is spliced from 5 exons. The record is from RefSeq and is a predicted model, not a curated record. Gene Ontology annotation, molecular function: heme binding; iron ion binding; monooxygenase activity. NCBI's taxonomy places the organism in Eukaryota, Fungi, Ascomycota, Sordariomycetes, Glomerellales, Glomerellaceae. Bases 1 to 3123 code for a protein of 1040 amino acids.